GAAACAGUUUCGCUCAUAUUUUAGCGUAUGUGCGUACGUAUACUCUACUGCAUAAUUUUGGCAUAAUGUUACACUUAAAGCUUGGCUGAAACAAUGUGAACUAGGAGAAGUGGAAAUCUAGGUAUGCAUUUAGCGGAAAUGUAAUUCAUUUUCAACGUGUCAAAGUCGUUUCUGUAAAAAGAGUGGAAGGUGAAAUAGUACAAGUAUUGUGAUAUAUAAAUAUACGUAAAAUUAGUGAAUUGAGUGAAUUGAUAGAUCAGUGUGUUUCACAAAGGCGCAAUGGAAUGUUCCCCAUACCGCAUGCUGUUCUUCGUGUUGGGGCUGUUCUCAUUCGGGUUUCAGAUCGUGGGACUGUUGUUUCCGUCGUGGGAGCGAAUGGGAAUCGAGGUGCACACAGCCAGCCUCGACAUGUCCAUCUACCUCCGCCGCGGUCUAUGGCUCAAUCACGUGUGUGUGAAUCAGGGCUACGGUGACACAUGCCGCCUCCUUCCGGCAUCACAGGCGUGGGGCGACUCCAAGGGAAAUCCAAUCAAUGAUGCUUUGGCCCAGCAGAACUUUGCGUCAAGUUUCACGAUCCUGAAGAUCCUGGUACUGGCUGGUGGAAUCUUGGCUCUCGUGGGGUUCCUUCUCGUGCUCAUGCAUUUCCGGCGAGAGGACAACAACGUUCCCGGUCGCGCAAUGGCGAUCUUGGGCACCAUAGCCUGGGCUCUUUGUGGUCUCCUGGUGUUCGCGGCGGUGGCGAUCCAGGGGUUCCGGCACGCGAACACGGUGAGCGGCCUUGAGAUGUUGGAAUCCAUGGACGCCUUCGAGGGAAUCUCCAUAGAGCUGUACUUCCCAUGGGGCAUCCUCGUCUCAGGUAUAGGUGCGUCCCUGGCGUUGAUGGCGACAUUAGCGGUGUCCGUCCGUCUGUGCCGCAGCAAUAGCAGCGACCAGUAUGGCGGCGGUGAUUACUCCGCGCACUACACACCGGCAUCAAAGGCGUAAUCUGUCGGCUGAUAUUAGUACAUAGAUGUUCUCGCAGUUAUGUAGAUGUUCUCAGUGAUAAACGUGGAAGGGUGGAAACAAUGACCAAAUUAUAAAAAAUAUACAAACCAUAAAGGGAGAUCCUGAUAUUUUUAAACGCGUAGGCUUAAAUUGUAAUUGAUCCAUGAAUCCGCCUGCAUUCAAGUCACUGUAGGGAUAUGAUUAUUGUUAUUGUAAUAAAUUAGAGUAAUGAGUCCUGUCAAAAAUAUUUUGUUGUGCGUAGUCUUUGAGCAAAUAUUGACAAAGCCAUUCUCUUUAAAUCUUCUCUAGGUAUGCCAAUAUUCCUGUGAACGACUUGUUAAAUACGUGUGUUGGAAUUUCAAUUGCUGUAUUUUUACACUAAUAUUUUUUUUAUGAACUUGGUUCUGGCAUAAAUUUAUUGGCCUAUUCUAUCUGGGAGUAUAAUUUGUUUUUGAUCUCAGAUUCUAUGUAUUUUAAAUAUAAGAUCAUUUAAGCCUACAACAUCGUGAUUCUUAUCCAAUUACAAUAUUUUUGAUAGUUCAGGUAUACAGAUGAAUGUGCCUUCUGAAUUAUUUUAUACCUCAUCCACAGGUUUUUUGAGAAACUCCUGGGACCUCACCAUGAUUCUGUUUCAACUCAUUCUCUCUAUUUUUUAGUUGAUCAAAAUUUUGGACCAAAUGACGCUGCAUUCAGAAUGGGAUUUUUUGUGUAGACUUUUAUUGGCCAAAAUGCGUUAUUUGUAUAGAUACAUAAUGAAGAAAACAUAUUGGUAUAUGAAUUCUGAAUACAGUGACUGCAAAUAUAACGAUGUUUCAUGCGAUGUGUACACAUAUGUGUUUAUUGAACAUUUACUUGCCUAAAAAUACAAUAAUUAUCUUUAAGUUCACACAUAAUUAUGUAAUAAAACGUUCACUGAUUAUUAGAUCGUCUCUUUUUCAACGAACAACAGUCGGAUUAUUGUGAUAGCCUUGGUUGCCUUUGUGUCGCAUUUGGCAUCGUUUUGAAUGCCCACGAGUUAUGUCCCCUGUUUGGAAGAGAAAACGAAAACAACAGAAUAGCGUUGACGUUCGCUGCGUGGCACUCUUUUUUAUUAUCAGCCUUGUUUUAUGUUGUAUUGUAAAUUUGUGUUUCAGCUAUAAGCCACAUAGAAUGUUAAAACAGCCUUUAAAACGUUUCAAGUUCACGGAGUUGCAUUACGGUAACCUUCCCAUAUACAUUAUAUAUAUUUUUUGAAAUUUGAAAACACUCAAUUCGUACCCACCCGGAUGUUUUUGAAGUGUAGUAAAUUACUCAUUUGGUAUGGAUUCAUAUACAAUGUAUAUAUAUUUUGUUAAAUUAAUAAAAAUGUCGUAUCGUUCUGGCUGUAUUGAAGUUGAAUACAAGUAAAGCAAUUUGAAAACCA
This is a messenger RNA of Mya arenaria, 2386 nucleotides long. RefSeq lists its product as uncharacterized. NCBI's taxonomy places the organism in Eukaryota, Metazoa, Mollusca, Bivalvia, Myida, Myidae. The transcript is spliced from 4 exons. The coding region runs from base 280 to 984 and encodes 234 amino acids. The record is from RefSeq and is a predicted model, not a curated record.